Messenger RNA from Tetrahymena thermophila SB210, 771 nucleotides. RefSeq lists its product as hypothetical. The transcript has a single exon. Lineage: Eukaryota; Ciliophora; Oligohymenophorea; Hymenostomatida; Tetrahymenidae. The record is from RefSeq and is a predicted model, not a curated record.
AUGUUAAAGUCAUUCAAGCUUUUGUUAUCGAAAAAUACUGAAAAGAGAUACUGUCUUUAUGUUUCAAUCUAAUUUUAGUUUUGUGGCUAUGACAUUUAUCCUUUUUAGAUAUCAUCUUCGUCAUCAGGUGAUUAGUGGCAAAUUAAGGUAGAGGCUCUUCUAAGCAAGGAUAAAUUAGAAGUAGAGUUGAUGCCUAUGCAAUGUUUAAUUCCCAUGCCUAAAUAAAAUUCAGCAGGAUCGAGAAUUUGUAGCUCUCCGUUGGAAAGUUCAAACCCAAAACGAUUGUCAAGCAUUGUGUUUAUACUAUUAAAUUCAAGCAACUACUAACGUGGAAGAUAGCUAGAGAGAAAAGCAUUUAAAUUAUCACUAAAUUAAUUAAGAUUUAUCUUACAGUGCUUUAACUAUUAUUUCAUAAGCAUUUCUAAUUCAAUUAUUUAUUCAGAACUAUAAUCCAAAAUCUUAUUUAACGAGGAAGUUAUUUCACGUGAAAUCUCACAUUCAUUCUAAACAUAACUACUGAAAGAUUGCUAUGAAUUAACUCCUUCUUAUUAUUAUAAUUGUUUUCCAAAUAUAUUUAAGCAAUUAUUUUGCUGGUUCGAAUUAUUAAUUUAAUUUAAAGGGGUUAUAUUCUAAGGAAAGUUUUAAUUAUUAUUAUUAGAACAAGCAUUAUUUAUAUAUAAAAUUUAACUAUUUUAGUCUUAACUACUACAUGAAUUCAGUUGGGUAUCGGAUACCAUGUUAAAAAAAGAAGAACAUUUUAUUCUAGUCUGA